This is a messenger RNA of Strongylocentrotus purpuratus (purple sea urchin), 1881 nucleotides long. RefSeq names its product protein MTL1. NCBI's taxonomy places the organism in Eukaryota, Metazoa, Echinodermata, Echinoidea, Camarodonta, Strongylocentrotidae. Gene Ontology annotation, molecular function: calcium ion binding; Notch binding. The transcript has 10 exons. The record is from RefSeq and is a predicted model, not a curated record. Gene Ontology annotation, biological process: Notch signaling pathway. The coding region runs from base 142 to 1818 and encodes 558 amino acids.
CUCUCCCACCCGCUCACUCAACGAUCAUUCCGCCACGCGAGCUCACUCAGACCAGGUCAACCAAGUCACUGAGUGCCGAGGACACCACGCAUAUAAGAUUGACUGCUACUCAACAAAGACCAGCAACAGACGAUCAUAACAAUGCUCCCGCCGCCGAAGAAAAACCUUGUUUUCGUCGCCACGCUUGUGUGCACCACCAUGAUACUCGGCUGUGUGGCUCACAAUGAAUGUACCAGCAACCCUUGUGUGAACGGAGCCACCUGUCUGGAUGAUCCUUAUGGUUAUUUUACGUGUGAAUGCACCCAUGGUUACCACGGUACACAUUGUGAGGAACCUUUAUCGGAAGACCUUGAUGAGCUGUGCUACUUCUCCAUCUCUGAUCCAGUCACCAUGGUAACGAGCCCUGGCUUCCCCCUGGUAUCCAAUCACAAUGUCGUCUGCUAUUACAUCGUCAGGAUUCAUGGAGCAAAGCAUAUCAGGGUCACAUUCAACGCUCUCAAUACAGAAUGGCUUAAAGAUACAAUCCAGUUGGGUUCGGGUAACAAUGCGAGUAUUGAGACGACUUCGCACAUCAGAAUGGGACAAUUGGGCGAGGACUUACCAAAGGACAUCAUCUUCAAUACAUCCUCUAUCUUCAUGAUCUAUGUUACUGAUCAUAACAUCAUAUCACAGGGCUUCAAUGUGACCAUUACUGCAGACUUUGAUGACUGUACAUCUUCUCCAUGCCAAAAUGACGGUGUUUGUAUGGAUGAGUUUGGAGGGUUCGACUGCGCAUGUCCGCCUGCAACUACAGGAACACUCUGUGAAACAGACGUCAUUUCAAUCUCCUCGGCAACUCCUCUCCUCGCUAGUGAUGACGUAACAAUAAGUUCAUCCACACAAACGUUAAAUCUGACGUUCGACUUCGAGCUCACACCAUCUCCGCACUCGGCCAACCCCCAUCUCGCAAUCCAAUCCACCUCGACCACCCCAACGUGGGCCGUGACGGCCUUCUUCAGCCGAGACGACAAGGGCGACGCAGACAGGCUUGGCGAGAUCCUCGUCCCACUCAGGAAAGAACAGUCUGAUUUCUCUUUAGACAAUCACAUGACUUUUCGGAAUGUAGACAUCGUUAACAUGAGAAUACCUGCCUCAAUCACCUGUAGUGACGUUGCAUAUUUCUGUGCCGUAUUUAAUCCAAACAAUGACGAGCUGCCUUCGUCAUCAUCGUCCUCAUCAACCCAGUCAUCUACGGCGUCGUCGUCGUCGUCGUCGUCGUCGUCGUCACAAAGCCCCGAGUAUGUGAUACGCGGGGAUCCUGAUUCGUCAGCUUUUGUCGGCUGCGCUACAAUCUCAUGCAUAGAGAAUCUUCCGUGCGAAGAUACGGAUUGUAAAGAUGAUUGCAAAGGAACAGAGAGAUGUAAUCACGAAGAAGGAUUCUCAGACGACACUCCUUCUGAUGAAGCUGGGCAGGCUGAUCAGGUUGGGUUGAAUGGAAGCAGCUCCUGGUAUCUCUCACAUAACAACAUCAUUCUCCUGGUCGUUAUCGGAAUCGUUUGCACAGCUCUCAUCAUCAUCGUCAUACUGGUUCUCGUCAAAGGCCGUGAUAAAAUAAAACUGAUGUUCAUCCAUACACCAGCGUCAGCUGUAACUGCACCGGUUAUUAGAUGGAUACCCCCUCCAACAAACUCCAAUCUACCACAGACCACAGGCGAACGAGGUGCUGGAGUGCAAGGGACCUCAGAGAGUUAUUUUGGGAUCGUCAAUGAAGCAGCAAGCUGUCAGGUCGAGACAGAUCCUGCUCCUCCUUACAGCGAGAUGGUACCAGACAAGAAAUAAUUAUUAUUAUAGGCACCUCUCCUUCUCCUCCUUCUUCUUCUCUUUCUUCUACCUCUUCUUUUU